UGUGUGUGUGUGUGUGUGUGUGUGUGUGUGUGUGUGUGUGUGUGUGUGUGUGUGUGUGUGUGUGUGUGUGUGUGUGUGUGUGUGUGUGUGUGUGUGUGUGUGUGUGUGUGUGUGUGUGUGUGUGUGUGUGUGUGUGUGUGUGUGUGUGUGUGUGUGUGUGUGUGUGUGUGUGUGUUGUUAGCUCCACCGCUUAGCUCAAUCUGUCAAUACGUUGCAGAAAAGAACUCAAAGUCGGUGUGCAAUCGCGACGAAUAUUAAACUUUAGACUUAAAUAGCCGUUGUUUUGGAGCUACGACAUGACCAGAGGCUGUAUUAUUUUAGCCGGCUGUCCAUGAAGGAUGUGUGUGUGUGUAUGUGUGGGGGGGUGCUUUUGUAUUUUUUAUUUUUUUGCCUUUAGCUGACCGGCUAGCUAAGUUUGGGAAGUGAAGAGAUACGGGAGCAAAACAGGACCGUGAGCGGCUUCAACAAACCUAUGCGACUGAACCCAGGUGAGUGAGUGAUGGAGGCAAGAGAGCUGUAUGUGGUGGCUGGAAGCCUCAUCGGGUUCCAACUGUUCUUCUCUGGCGUCAGCCCAUUAGUGUCGUCUACGUUAACACGGGGCUACGGGAAACUCCCACCUAACAAAAUCAAUGAGUGGAACUCCAGGCUUGUGUCCACUGUCCACGCGGUGAUUGUCGGCCUUUUCUGCCUUUACAUCCUGUGGUUUGAUGAUGCCGUCAACACAGAUCCAGUCUGGGGAGAUCCCAAUUUGGUCAAGCUCAAUGUCGCAAUUACCUGUGGCUACCUGCUUUACGACCUUCUGCUGCUAGCCUGCAACUGGAGCACCAUGGGAGACAGCUUUUUUGUGUGUCACCACUUGGCGGCACUGUACGCAUAUGGAUAUGUGCUGACACGCGGUGUUCUUCCCUAUUUCGCAAACUUCCGACUUAUUUCAGAAUUAUCAACACCGUUUGUGAACCAAAGGUGGUUCUUUGAAGCCCUGGCAUAUCCUCGCUCUCACCGGCUAGUGGUGGCUAAUGGCGUGGCCAUGGCCGUGGCCUUCUUCCUGGUGCGCAUCGCUGUGAUGCCACCGUACUGGGCGAAAGUGUUUGGCACAUUCGGCACGCCUGCCUUCGAGAGGCUUGGCCUGGGUGCACAGGUGGCCUGGAUCAUAUCCUGUGUGUGUUUGGAUGUUCUCAAUGUUGUAUGGAUGUAUAAAAUUGCCCGUGGCUGCUACAGGGUCAUCACUGGAACAAGUGGCAAAAAGAAAGGUGGCAUAGCGAGCUCUGAUGACUUCAACCACGUCAACAAUCACAUGGACUGAACAACAACAUACCGUAGGCAGGGGACGGAACUGAAAGUGGCAUACUGGACCACAGUUUUAGAUUUUAUUCUUCCCAGCCAGACCAGGAACACGGUAGCUGCUGCUUAUUUACAAUCUUUCUCUAAAAGUGAGACCGAGAAUAGAGUCUGCAGUGUUCUCUGUUGCCUGGGUUGGAGAUCACCAAGAGCAUUGUGGGGAAGAACAUUAACAAGCAUACAGUAUAGACCCCUAUUGCUUCAGCCACAAAGUGCCUCAAAACCCAAGGAUCAGAAAUGGAACGUAGAGAUACACCUUCGAGACAACUUUCAAAUUACAAAAGCUACCUUAUUAAAGAUUUUCUUGAAAGUUGUCUGACAGAUGUACCAACUCUUGGGGUCUUCCGGUUUUUAGACACAGUGAACAUUCACCCAAACACACCACUGUGCCUCUUACCUACAGGUUUUGGAGCGUUUUUCUUUGAAACUAACUCCAGUGAUUUUUUUUUUUUUUUUUUUUUUGCUUUUUGUGUCUUCUCCAUCAUUUCUAAAUGUCAAAAUUUGUGAGAUUUUUUGUUGUUUCUCAUAGUCUUUGGUGCUUCCUACUUACCAGCCGAUGCGUCUAAAUGGUACAUCUGCUUCGGCUGUCGGAACUGACGGCUUUAGCAUGUGAAAGCCGGCCGUGUCCUUUAUUCAGAAUGUAUUCAGUCGGGAUGAGCAUAUCCUCAUCCUUUUCAUGUGUAUAUGCCGACGGCGCCAUUUUAGCCCAUUUGUCCACUUUUGACUUAAACACAAAUAAUAAUUUCAGCAACAUGGGUAUAAAAAUGUAUCAGCCAUAAUGAUAUAGUCGCAGAUAUCCUGACAUUUAGAUAACUCAACACUGACUGCUCUGUAGAAGUCCUCGAAGGCCAGCACGCAUUUUCCGGCUUUAGUGCAUCUUUUAAAUUCGGUAAUUAACUGGUAAGUUGAAUCAGAUUUCCUUAAGCAGAGGAAUCUGUGUAAACUGUGCAGUAUUCUGGCCUUUUCAGGACUGGAGUUGGCACUGCAGCACUGGUGUGUUUCUUCACCAAUAAUGUUUGAUUGAUGAGUCCAUUCAUGCACAAUCCACAGUCAUGUACAAUACGUAUGCUACAUGUUAUAUAUUAGGUUCAGAAAUUCAAACCACAAGCAUGACUGCUACGUUUCCUGUGAAUUUACACACUGCUCAGCUGAUCACCUCAGAUAAAUUCAUUUUGAUUUAAUGAAUUUGUACUAAAUUAUAUCGGCCUUUGUCUUAUUGUUUCAUUCAGUGCUAUUUUGUAGUAUUACAAAUGCUUUAACCCAUAUGAGUGUCAGUAUUUUGCCUCAAAAAAAAAAAGAAAGCAUGUAUAUCUCCCAAAUGUUAGUUUUUGAUUGUUAUUGGAAUUCUGUAUAACCUGGCUCUCAGAAAUGUAGCCAGACAGAGCUGAUAAAGUGAGCGGGAAUCAUGGAAAGCAUUGUUUAUUGCCUUACAUUCUGUCAGUAAAGAGAUUCUUUCUCAUAUCUUCAGUAUUUCAAGCUGUGACGAAAAUCAGAUCUAUCGAUACAAUUAAAGUUGUUUCGAGCUGUGUGAGCCAGUGCCGGAUUCUGUAUAUGUAAUUCUAGUGCAAUUCUAUCCAGUGAUUCUGUUCAACAUAAGCUACGGCUGACGGCUCAGUCCGAGCAGCGGUACGACGUGAUAUGUAGCAUUAGUAGGAUUUCUCUUGCCUGCGCCUGUGUGGAGCUGCUCCCAACAAAUCCACAUUUGACUGGAAACCACUGCUUUAGAUUGUGUACCUUUUCAGUACAAGUAUAGACAACGCGUUAAUGAAAUGAGACCUUAUAGUAUUUGAAAUUGUUAUUUGCACAAGGCAUGCAUCUCAGUCGUGGGAUUAGGUAUUUAUUAGCUGAUAUGGUCACAAUUCUCCAUCAACUAUAAUGUUAGGAUAAUUCUAACAUUGCCAUCUCCCAGAUUUGAAUGAUAAACAUGGUACAGCUAUACUCUGAACGCUGUAGUGUUAGCACAGGGCAUUAGCAUUAGCAUCUCUGCUGAAGUUUGUAUUUUUUUCUUUUCUUUUUAUUCCUUUGUACGUUUAGAAAGAAAAAUCAAUGAAAUGCUGUCAUGCUGCAUGCAUAUAAUAUACAAAGAAUUAGUCUUGAUUACCUAGAGUUUCUCUCAAUGAUUUUCAUAUUGUGUAAUCAUUCGGCCAGGCACAUCCCAAGUAAUCAGUUUAUAUACGGAAUGUGAAUGAAAAGUAACUGAAAAAAUAGACUUAAGCCAGCAAUAAACAAUGGGGAAAAAGUAAUAAGUGAGUAGUAUGUAUAAGAAAGAUUAGAAAGAUAACGAUUGUACUUCAUUUUGCAUUUAACUCCCUUUUAUUGUCUUUUAUCACAACGUGUAUAUUUCUCAUUUGUUUUGAGACUCGGGUUUUUAAUAUGAAAGUGUAAAUUUAAACUGGGCAUAGCAAGGCUCUGUCUCAAAAUUCAAAUAGCAUGACUUUGACAUAACAGCAGUUGUGUCUUACUUGAACUUGUCGCUUUUCAAUAAAUCCAAGGGCAUUGAAAAUCA
Molecule: messenger RNA, 3844 nt
Organism: Tachysurus vachellii
Lineage: Eukaryota; Metazoa; Chordata; Actinopteri; Siluriformes; Bagridae
Gene: tlcd4b
Product: TLC domain containing 4b
Exons: 7
Coding region: 500-1303 (267 amino acids)
Biological process (GO): lipid homeostasis
Cellular component (GO): membrane; endoplasmic reticulum
Source: RefSeq, a predicted model, not a curated record